This is a messenger RNA of Symbiodinium necroappetens, 1200 nucleotides long. The record is from the annotation of a GenBank genome assembly. NCBI's taxonomy places the organism in Eukaryota, Dinophyceae, Suessiales, Symbiodiniaceae.
AUGCCUCUGAGAGGAGAUGUUCCGGACUACAUGGAACGGUGGAACAAUGAAUGGGCCAAGCAGUUGCCGCUGAAUGCGCUCAACCAAUUUGUUGCUCUGGCGGGCAGACUGGCAACUCCAGGAGCCCUAGGCCAGCUCGCGAGUGCUCUCCUUUCCAUAUUUUGGCCUUCCGGACGUUCCACGAGAGCGCUGGUGGAAUUCAUCCUACAAUGGACAAAAGACCAUGUCGAAAAAGACUAUGUGGCGCAAGAGCUCAUCAAGAGUUUUAACGGCAAUGUCAGCGCCGAUCUCGAUGCUGUAAAAGUCCAGAUGGGCAUUUACCAGAUUGGUGUGGAGAACCUGAGGAUGGAAGCGAUGGGGGCUGCUGUCUUCCCAAGUGACAGGUUUAUGUCGUGCCUCCGAGCUCUCGAGAGUGGCCAGUUCAAAGGUCGAGAUGCUCUGCACGCAAUCAAGCUCAGCCCCGUGAAAUAUGGAGCCAUCGCAAGCUACCUCUUGGCCUUUUCGAGUGCCCUGACUAUUGUCCGAGAAGGUACCAUGAAAGUUCCCGGCUCUAUCAUGAACAGCACGGAAGUGCGGAACCGCAUGAAUCGCGUCUAUGAGAACUGCACUGCGACUUUGCAAGACAUUAUCGCUGCCUUCUGGGAGUGGCGCUCGGAGAAGAUCGAUUUCUCGAUGCAGAAGGGCGCCUUGAAGUGGGAGGACCGUCUCACCCGAGCGAAGCGCAAGCUUGGGAACAAUCUGCAGGCGAAGAGGGACGAGGUCCAGGAUGCGGCUAUGCUGGUUCUCAAGCGGGAUAUCUUCGUGGGCGAGCUGGCGCCCAUGCGGAAGAGCUACACCACUCUUCACCGGCGCCUGCCGGGCCGCUCUGACGAUCCCCCAAAACGAAAACCUUUCUUCCGCGAGAUGAUCUAUCUUGGGCCGUACUCCAGCUUCAUCAUGGGCGCUGUGAACACGAACGCCAAGGAAGUGGGGGCCUACACUCAUCCAGAUCAGAGAUCAGGCACCUCCGUGACGAAGAUCGGGAACGAGCAAGGUUUGCAGACGAGCGACAGGGCCAAGAGAUGGUAUACUGGUCCAGGUUUGUGCGGCCUCUAUACUCUGCACCAGUUCCACAAGUAUACCGAGCCCUUUUCCUUCACUUUGGGACGCGGAAUCGAGCUCAGCUUCAAAUGGGAGCCAGUCACAGAGGAGGACUUUUGA